Molecule: messenger RNA, 742 nt
Organism: Magallana angulata
Lineage: Eukaryota; Metazoa; Mollusca; Bivalvia; Ostreida; Ostreidae
Exons: 4
Coding region: 153-626 (157 amino acids)
Source: RefSeq, a predicted model, not a curated record
AACAAUGCCAUCAUUUACAAUCAUCUAUGCGCUACCAAAUCUGGUAAAAGCGAAAUGAACAGCAGCCCCACAUGGCUUGUAUUGUUCAGUUUCCCUCAACUGUUCAUACACAGAUGAAAGCUUGAACCAGAACCAUUGGAAAUAUUUGAAAAAUGGAAUCAACUUACCGGGCUAUUUUAAUUUUUUGGAUUUUCUCCGAGUCAUCCGCCAUUUUGCCGGACUGGACGACAGAGGUCUGUCGAUCAGGAAUGUGUUUUAAUGGGGAGUCCGACUGUCGGGAGUCAUGUACCAGAAUCUGUAGAGAGCAAGGGGGACGGGGGUUCUGCUACUUUGACAACUUCCUGUCACGUGUUUUCAUUUGUUGGUGCGGCUUUGACCUUCCAGAAACAUCCACAGUAGCAGCAGCUACGGCACCAAGUACAAUCAUAUCAACGCUGACACCAACUACCGGCAGUAUUGAAUUAAAAGAAGACUGCGGGACGACACAGUGUUACAGCGACAGGCAUUCGUGUGACAGCGCAUGCGCCAGCCACUGUCAACUGGAACUCUACUCUUGUGAUCAGAGGUGGCACGGUCGUUACAAAUGUCAGUGUAUUCAACAGGUUAUUGUGCAGCCUCUUCAUUGACAGUUCGCUCAUACUUGAUUUUGUAUUUUAUAUGGACGAUAUACAUUACUCAUAUUGCUCAUUCUUUUUUUCUUUUUUUUUACUGAAGUAUAAUAAACCCAUCAUGUUCAUAGUUA